This is a messenger RNA of Closterium sp. NIES-67, 2761 nucleotides long. NCBI's taxonomy places the organism in Eukaryota, Viridiplantae, Streptophyta, Zygnematophyceae, Desmidiales, Closteriaceae. The record is from the annotation of a GenBank genome assembly.
CGACAAGCUAUGCGCUCACAGCAGCAGCUCUUACGGCGGACGACCUGCCGCCAUGCCUUCCUGAAUGAAGUCAGAGGUAAUUCUUCAGUCAACUUUAUGGGCACCCGGCCGCCAUGGCUGCCCGUAGAGCGGCGACUCAUUCGGCCAUCUGCAGGCAGCUUCGCUCCCCUUUCAUCCGCCGCGAACGUACCUUCGCCGGGACAGUCACGUGUGGUGACACGGGGCCACCAGCUCUCCCGUUGACCACGGAAGACUCACUGAUCGCGCCGCUUUUCGCCCGGCUUUCUCCUUCAGGGUCGUCCGCCAAGCCCGCUGCUCCGAUCCGUGACGAAUGGCUUUCUAACUUCGCCUGUCAGGACACGUGGCAGCACGCGGCUGGCGAUUGGACCAGCCGGCGCGCACCUUUCCAGCCAGCUGGUUACCAACUUCGGCACGAAUUCGCGCAGGGCUGCCGUAGUGUCGCGGGUUCUAACUCUUGCAGCGACAGUAGGAAUAAUAGGAUACUGAGCGGCAGACACAUCGCCACCAGCAGUAGUUGGAGUAGCAGGAGUGAUAUCCUGGGGUUUGAGAAUGUGGUCAGAAUCGCAGCCAGCAGCGGCAGCAAUAGCACCCGUAGCUACAGUGACGAUGCUAGCAGCCAUGCAGGACUUGCCAACAGCAGCAGCAGCAAUACUAGCACCAACACCAGCACCAGCAGCAGCACUGCCAGCAGCAGCCUUAGCACGAGCUGCAGCAGCGCAAGGCACGGCAAGGCCCCCAUAGACCUCUCGGCCUUCCCGCCAGAUCGGAUCAGAAACUUCUCCAUAGUGGCCCACGUGGACCAUGGCAAGUCCACGCUGGCAGACCGGCUGCUGGAGAUGACUGGCACGCUCACGCCCAGCGACACCAAGGGGGUGGCGCGGCCGCAGUACCUGGAUAAGCUACAGGUGGAGAGGGAGCGGGGCAUCACAGUGAAGGCGCAGACUGCCACCAUGCUCUUCGACUACUCUCCAGCAACCACCACCACUGCUGCUGGUGGUGACUCCCCACCCACCCACACUGGUGACCCAGCAGCGCCACACCCCCCUCCGGGGCGGUAUCUGCUGAAUCUGAUCGACACGCCUGGGCACGUGGACUUCAGCUACGAGGUUUCGCGGUCGCUGGCUGCCACUCAGGGCGUGCUGCUGCUGGUGGACGCGCAGCAGGGCAUUCAGGCGCAGACCGUCGCCAACUUCUUCCUCGCUCUGGAAGGAGAUUUGGCUGUCGUGCCCGUGGUGAACAAGAUUGACAGGCCGGAUGCUGACCCUCAAGCCAUUGCCGCUCAGAUAUGUAGCACCUUCGACCUGCCCCGUGCCUCCUGCCUCUUCACAUCAGCCCGCACGGGAGCCGGCCUGCCAUCGCUCCUCUCCGCCAUCAUCGAGCAGAUGCCACCUCCUCCAGGCGACCCUGCCGCCCCGCUGCGUGCGCUCCUGUUGGACGCGCACUUUGACGAGUACAGGGGAGUGGUGUGCCACGUGGCAGUGGUGGACGGGGCUAUCAGGGAGGGCGAGAGGGUGGCGGUGGCAGGCAUGGGCAUGAGCUAUGACGUGGGGGAGGUGGGGGUCAUGUACCCUGAAGCCACACCUACAGGCUGCCUGCUUACCGGCCAGGUGGGGUAUGUGAUGCUGGGAAUGCGAACCACCAGGGAAGCAAGGAUAGGCGACACCAUCCACCACCACAAGGCAGAGGUCACACCCCUCCCGGGCUUCCGGCCAGCGCAGCACAUGGUGUAUGCCGGGGUGUUCCCAGCCGACGGCUCGGACUUUGAGGGGCUGGCCAAGGCCGUGGACAAGCUCGUGUGUAACGACGCCAGCGUCGCGGUUACCAGAUACAGCAGCGCCGCCCUGGGGGCUGGAUUCAGGUGCGGCUUCUUAGGGCUGCUGCACAUGGACGUGUUCCACCAGCGCCUGCAGCAGGAGUUUGGGGCAGACGUCAUCUCCACUGCUCCGUCCGUGCCUGCCGUCUUUGAAUACGCCGACGGCACGCGCAUAGAGGCCCAGGGCCCUUCGGACAUCCCAUCCAUCCCAAAGCAGCGUGUGGUUCGCUGCACCGAACCUUUCGUGCUUGCCACAAUCGUUACCCCCUCCAAGUACGUUGGGCCGGUCAUGGAGCUCUGUGCGAGCAGGAGGGGCGAACAGAAAGAGUACUCUUUUAUUGACGGGGACCGGGCCAUGCUGCGCUACGAGAUGCCGGUGCGGGAAGUAGUGAUGGACUUUUACAGCCACCUCAAGAGCAUAUCCUCGGGCUUUGCAACGUUUGACUAUGAAGAUGCGGGGAUGAGGGAGGCGGAUCUGGUGAAGGUAGACCUGCUGCUGAACGGGAAGCCAGUGGACGCGUUGGCAGCCAUUUCCCACAGGGAGGCGGCACAGAGGAUGGGGAGAAAGCUGGUGGACCGACUCAAAGGGGUCCUGGACAGGCAAAUGUUUGAGGUGGUUAUCCAAGCAGCCAUUGGCGCCAAAGUGAUCGCAAGUGAAAGGCUUUCAGCUAUGCGUAAAAAUGUACUCGCGAAGUGUUACGGCGGUGACGUGUCGCGCAAGCGGAAGCUAUUAGAGAAGCAGAAGGAAGGGAAGAAGCGAAUGAAGCGAGUUGGAUCGGUCUCUCUACCCCAAGAAGCAUUUCACGACUUGUUGCGGACAUCAUAACAAUGUGCAAGUGCAUUCGUUAUUCUAAGUUGGGUUCAUACAUGUACAAAUGAUUUAGUUCAAUUGACGCUAAAGCGGAGUUUCCCGCGACAAGCUCCAGG